This is a messenger RNA of Triticum urartu, 1415 nucleotides long. The record is from RefSeq and is a predicted model, not a curated record. Lineage: Eukaryota; Viridiplantae; Streptophyta; Magnoliopsida; Poales; Poaceae.
GACUUGGCCAUUCGCCAUGAGACCGCACAUUAACUAUUGAUUGCACCGCACGAUAAUAUACCAGCAACUUGUUUUGCCUGUGUUGGUUUUCAAUCUUUUCCUGCCCAAACUCUCGUCGACAUGUUCAUCACUCGUUGGUUUCUCAUCUCCCUCCGCCUCGUCUUUCCUCUCCACCUCCGCCCGCACCGCACGCCUUGCAUCUCCAUGCAUGGGCGCCGACGACGUGCCUAGCUCCGGCCAACUCGCGCGAUCCAGUCCCUGCAGGUGGGAUGGAGAUGGAACCAUGACUGUGAGCAAGGCCAUUGCCGCCGACGAGUGGAGCAGCGGAGGACGGUGCAUCGGAGCGCGGAUCCGCGGGGUCAACGUGGGGAUCCUGGACGAGCAGGUGCUCACGCUCGUGUUCCGCUCCAUCAGCUGGGACCCGCGGGCGCUGUGCGCGCUGGCGCGGGCCUGCCGCCGCCUGCGCGCCGUGGCGGACCGCGUGCUGUGGCGGGAGCUCUGCGUCGCGCGGGCGCCACGGAUGGUGGCGGAGCUCUCCACGGGGCCAUCGUCGGGCCGCGUGCCCGGCGGCUGGCCGGCGCUCGCCAAGCUGCUCCUCUUCUGCUGCGGCGCCGCGGGGGCGGGCGUCCCGGGCCACCUCGCCGCCUUCUCGCGCUUCUCCAAGACGUCGGGCCGGAGCUUUCUGUCACGGCGGUGCGCCGGGGACCUGCUGUACGCGUCGGACCCGUGCGAGCACGCGAUGGCCGCCGCCGCCGCCGACGACGAUGACGACGACGACGUGGGCGCGUACCGUGGCGUGUUCGGCGGCUUCAUGCGCUCCCGCACUCGCGCCUGCCUGGUGGGCGGACACGCCCCGCUGGAGCCCCGCGUGCGCUGCCCCUGCUGCGGCGCCGGCGUCUGGAGCUUGACAGACGCGGGGCUCGUGCAGCGCAGCGCAUGCCGCCGUCUCGGCGCACGCGACGGCCGCCUCGUCUACUUUGUCUGCGUCAGCGGACACCUCCACGGCAGCUGCUGGCUCGCGCGCCUCUCCUCCAGCGACGGCGGUGGCGGCGACGACUCACACAACGACCGGCACUUGGACCUAAAGUGAAGAGCUUGUGUUGGAAUCUCGUUUUUCCUUGUACAUGCAUAUGUUCUAGCAUAUAUACCUUUUUUUUAGAGGAUUUGGGGCAUGCGGAUCCUGUGCCGUUGAUCUGCGUCAAGAUUCGUGUAUUCGAUGAUGUAUACAUAUAGUUUGUUUUUUUUCCUUUUCUGUGUAAUGCAUUCAUAUAUCAUGCCAAUAUACCUGUUAGUGUAUGGUUGGAUACCUCUUCUUUGGGGCGCGGGUUGGGCAGUGGCCGGGGUGGCCGCUGCUCCGGCCGUGGAUGGCUCCACGGUGGCUUGGCAAGUCGCUUCGGCGACGGCUGGCACGUCCU